UUAAGAAAAAGGUAUUUACAUAAAAAGAAGAGCAAGCCAAAAGUAUCUUUCUAGUGAUCAAAAUAAUUCAAGAAACGAUCAAAAUUCCCAUUUUAAACACUGAUUUGGGUCUUUCCUCAACGUCUUCUCCCACACUAGUUUCCAAUGGCUGAAGAGGAAAAACUAAAAGCAAAGCAAGUGGAUGAACAAACUGGCAACGAAGAACAAGAACAAGUUAAUGAACUAGAAGAAAAGUGGGUGAAAUAUUACUCGUCUUUACAUGAAAUAUUGCUUGUGGGUGAAGGAGAUUUCUCAUUCUCGGCGUGUUUAGCGCAGUCUUUUGGCUCUGCUUCCAACAUUGUUGCUUCUUCUCUUGACUCCUUUGAUGAUGUCAUCAAGAAGUACAAGAACGGUGAUUCAAACUUAUCAAUUUUGGAAAAGUUGGGUGCUUCGCAUUUGCAUGAAGUCGAUGCAACAAAAAUGAAGUUUCAUAGUGAUCUUAAAAUGCGUAAGUUCGAUAGGAUCAUAUUUAAUUUUCCUCAUGCAGGCUUCUACGGAAAGGAAGACAAUAGACAUCUCAUUGGGAUGCACAAGAAGCUUCUUAAUGGUUUCUUCCGGAAUGCAAGUGGUAUGUUACGACCAAAUGGUGAAAUACAUGUGAAUCACAAAAUUUCAGACCCAUAUUGCCACUGGAAUCUGGAGGAACUUGCUAGUGAUAAUUCUUUGAGACUAAUUGAAUGUGUUGCUUUUAAGAAGGAAGACUACCCUGGUUACGAAAACAAGCGAGUUUCAGGUUUAAAAUGUGAUGAUAAGUUCCUCUUGGGCGAGUGUUCUACCUUUAAAUUUAGUUUCUCUCCAAAUGCGAAACAGAACAUGAAGAGACUGCAGAAACCUGCAGAUUCUCCUAAGUUUGUGCCACAGCGGCCAAACUCUUUUAUGUUUAGACACCGUCCAUCGGAUCUUGUUGCAUAUGCGAGUGGCACUCCAGCAUGGAACAUAACUUUAGGAAGAAUCCCUGAACUUCUUCAAACUCUUGUACAUGCUUCUCAUCAGCAAGGAAACAUUCUUCAGCAUGGGCAACGUCAUGGACUCCUCCAGAAUCCUGCGUGUGCUUAUCAGCAAGAAAACUAUCAAGCAAACAGGCACCCCUCAUCGGAUCUUGUAACAUUUGUUACUAAAAAUCCAGCAUUGAACAUACCUUAUGGAAGAUCUUAUUUACCACUUCAAGCUCCUACAAGUGCUUCUCAGCAACAGAACUUUAUUGAACAUGUACUACCUCGUGAACUCCGUGCUUCUCAGCAAGGAAACAUUCGUGAACAUGUACUGCCUCAUGAACUCCGUCAAACUCUUAUCCGUGCUUCUCAGCAAGGAAACAUUCAGGCUCGUGAAUUCCUACAGGCCUCUUUAUGUUCUAAUCAGCAACCUCAUUAUCCCACAUCCAGGUGCCCUCCAUCUGAUAUUAAUCUGCAGAUGAGCAGCAUCCAAGGGAGUAAUGGAUCGCUGCAUGUUGACCUCAUAUUCUCGAAAUGCAAAAGCAUCUUCGGUGGGUACUUUGAACAAGUAGUAAAAGCAUUAGGAAGUCCUGAUCACAGCUCUAAAUUCCUGGAGGAAGCUUUUCAGCUUGGUUAUAAAAGGUAUAUGGCUGGAGAUCCGAGAGGAAGUCCAGGUAAUUACAAAUAUAUUCUAGAACAGCUGCGCAAAUUUGUUGGCAGAGAAUCAUGUCUAGUGAGCAGGCCUGUGGCUGUUGAAAAUAACCGUGCCAGCAACAGCAGAUUUGGACCAUUCAUGUGAACCGUUUUGAACAUAACGAACAAACCAGAGUCAAAGUUUCCUCUUCAGUACAUGGAGAACUCAACUAGCUUGCUGAUUACUUGUUUUGUUCAGCGAUGUUUGAUUUUGUUGUCAACUGCUUUUGUGCAUCUGUUGUCCAAACUUUAAUCGUUCACUCUGUUACAGUAAAUCGCUGUUCAAAUAUGUAUGAAAAGACUACUAACUUCUGGCUUUAA
This is a messenger RNA of Daucus carota subsp. sativus, 1985 nucleotides long. RefSeq lists its product as uncharacterized. Bases 145 to 1770 code for a protein of 541 amino acids. The record is from RefSeq and is a predicted model, not a curated record. Gene Ontology annotation, biological process: rRNA base methylation. The transcript has 3 exons. NCBI's taxonomy places the organism in Eukaryota, Viridiplantae, Streptophyta, Magnoliopsida, Apiales, Apiaceae. Gene Ontology annotation, cellular component: cytoplasm. Gene Ontology annotation, molecular function: rRNA (uridine-N3-)-methyltransferase activity.